Talaromyces amestolkiae is the source of this 1338-nucleotide messenger RNA. RefSeq lists its product as uncharacterized. The transcript is spliced from 4 exons. The record is from RefSeq and is a predicted model, not a curated record. NCBI's taxonomy places the organism in Eukaryota, Fungi, Ascomycota, Eurotiomycetes, Eurotiales, Trichocomaceae. Bases 1 to 1338 code for a protein of 445 amino acids.
AUGCGUUUCUUCUCCCGCAAACACCAACAAGCCGAAGCCGCCGACAACAAUGACGACCAACCUCCCGCAGAGGGCACCGAGACCAAAGGCGACCUAAACAAGAUCGCCGCCGAAAAUGAUCUCGCUGCUUCGGCCAAUCAAGCCGCAGGCACGGCAUGGCUGGCGGGACAUUUGAAUCAUUUGACCCCCGAGCAGGAACAGAAGUUGGUGGAGUUCAAGGCGCUGGUUGAGGAGAAGGGUUAUUACAAGCCUAAGAAGGAGGGUACUGAUGUUCCCAGUCAUAGCGAUGCUACUCUGCUACGGUUUUUGCGCGCACGCAAGUUCGAUGUUCAGGGCGCAUAUAAGCAAUUUUCAGAGACGGAAGAUUGGCGCAAGGAGAACAAGAUUGAUGACUUGUACGAGAAUAUCCGCCUAGAAUCUUAUGAACGGACGCGACAGAUGUACCCCCAAUGGACCGGUCGUCGAGACCGCCGCGGUAUCCCCGUUUAUCUCUUCGAAGUCAAGCACCUCACAAACAAGAACAUAUCCCAAUUCUCGCAAGAAGUGAGCGAACAAGGUGCUUCCGAAACACACAAGGAUUCUGCCAUCCCCGCUCGACUUUUGUGUUUGUUCUCACUGUACGAGAAUCUGCUCCAAUUCGUGCAUCCGCUGUGCUCUGCUCUUGCGCGCCCGAACCCCGAAACCCCGAUCGUCUCGUCGAAUAACAUCGUGGAUAUCAGCGGAGUGAGCUUGAUGCAGUUUUGGAAUCUGAGAAGCCACAUGCAAGAUGCAAGUGUGUUGUCUACUGCUCACUAUCCCGAGACUCUAGACCGUAUUUUCAUCAUCGGAGCGCCCUCUUUCUUCCCCACAGUCUGGAACUGGAUAAAACGCUGGUUUGACCCCGUCACCGUCUCGAAAAUCUUCAUUCUCUCAACGGCUGAAGUCAAAUCCACUCUCGAAACCUUCAUGGAACCGUCAUCCAUCCCAUCCCAGUACGGCGGAACCCUCGAUUUCAAAUGGGGCGAUUUGCCGAAUAUGGACGAUGCUGCACGCGCAUUGGCGGGAGGAUUGGAGUCCCCUCCUGCCACUGAAGGCGGGAAGCCCAUAUUUUUGAAGGGGCCCGUUAGGUUCUUUAAUGAUCAUAUGGAGGUUUUGGGCUCGGACCAGGGGAAGCCUAGACGGGAGACGAUUCCUGUUCCGCCUACUGCUGCCGUCACGACUGCUGUGAAACUGGAGGAGCCAGCAGUGGUCCCAGCUGCAGAAACUGGGGCAACAACAGCACCGAUCCCAGAUGAGAAAAUAGAGCCGGUAGAACCUGCUGCUGCUGCUCCUGUCGAGACUACCGCUCCCGCUGCUUAA